Fusarium sp. VM40 is the source of this 2043-nucleotide messenger RNA. The record is from the annotation of a GenBank genome assembly. NCBI's taxonomy places the organism in Eukaryota, Fungi, Ascomycota, Sordariomycetes, Hypocreales, Nectriaceae.
AUGCUCAAGGUGAAGCGCACGCGUAAAAGAGUGACGAAAUCGAGAAACGGCUGCGUUAAGUGCAAAUCUAGACGAAUUAAGUGUGACGAGAAACGACCCAGCUGCGAGAAUUGUAUCAAACUCGAUUAUCCAUGUCCUGGCUAUCAGCAGCAACUACGAUGGUUACAAAAGCAUCAGCAGGCGGGGACAUUAGCCUUCCAAGAGACGGUCUUUGAGAUUGAUGAGCAAUCGCAUCAAUCUAUAUCAGCUGCCGAAAGAACCCAGAAGGAAGACACAAGAAGUGCCCAAGGCCAAUUAACUAACUUCCAAAAUUCUCAGGAAUCUUCGAUAGAUGAACAAGUCUCUUUCGACAACGGCUAUGACUUGACCUGGCUUACGGAGGUUCCAAUAACCUGGAACGCAACGGAGGACUUGGAACUUGGAGCAGAGAAUGUUGGGGAGCCUCUAUGGAACUCAUUUACUGGCCUGGAAGAAGCCGACACUUUCAAUAGCCAGCAUGAUCUUCUUACAGCCACCAGUCUCAGCAUUAUACAUGCACCAGCUCACAUGUCAACAACCCUGAUCGAAUACUGGUUCCAGCACAUUUGUCCAGUGCGGUCCACUUUCGACUCUGACGUUAAUAACAACCGCUCAUUGGCUCGGAACUCGUGGGCUACGUCUGAGCCCGUCUUCUAUGCGAUGCAGGUCAUGUCCGCUGUAUGCCUCUCGGAUAGCAUGCCGCACCUCAGCCAAAGUCUAGCAUCAUUACGGAAACAAGCUACUAUUUCCAUCAACCAGGGGAUUUCUCGAGUACGAAACUCAAGAUUACAUCAAGUCACGGCAGAUUUAGUCUUUGCCGUCUUAGCCAUGGGAACCUCGUCACACUGGGUUGGUGCUGUGAACUUAGAUCUUCAUUGGCUGGAAUCAUGCCGUGAACUACUCUCUGUAUGGAGCGACAAGAUAUCUACAACUGAUUCUUUACUACACGCCUACUUUCGCCAGGCGUUGGUCUAUUGGGAAAUGCUUCUCACCGUUGUUGGCCAUGGUUCAAAUCCCUGCAAUGUCGAAAGGCGGCGUCGAAAAUAUCAGAGCAGGCUUCGUCGAGCAAUGCUCCUGGAAGCCGAUCCCCUCGAAUUUACAGGAGAUGGAGAUUCAGUGAUAUCUUCGAGUCUCAAGCCACUCGGAACACUUCCAAAUUCUUGGUGUGGGAUUUCGAACGAGGUGGUUGAGACUUUCGGUCAAGUUUUGGCUCUCUGUCAAAGCGCUUGCGAGUACAACCAGGAACAGACAAAUCUUACUCUUGAUACAACUAGCAGGGCGCUUUGUGAUCUCGCAGUCGCGCAUGAGCUUGAGAAUGAACUUCUGAGUAUGGACUUCGAUACGAUUGUGCUUUUGGAAGAGGUGCAAGGUUAUCUUGUCGACACGAGGGAUGAUAACACGCCUGUGUCACAUCUACUACAGACAGCCGAGGCAUAUAGAAAGGCUGGGCUGUUGCAGCUGUAUCUGACGUUCGAUGAUCUUGUCGUCAACACGACUGGGGGGUCAACUGGCACGAAUAAUCCAACAGAUAAAGAGUCUCGGGCAAAAUGUCUUGUUGAUUUGGCUCUACAGCUUACAGCCACACUUGAGAAGAUCCCAACUGCAUCAGGCUCAAAGUUUAUCCAUCCCAUGCUGUACCUUUCUGCGGCUGUGGGUCUCAAGUUUAACAAACAAUCUGAUUUUUAUGGGCCAGGAAUUGCUGAGGGAGUCAGGAAUGACGCAUCAGAUCUUUUUCUGUCCAAAUCAGACUGGAGUUUACUAGAUCCAACACAGCCAUGUCUAUCUGACAGCGCAGAGAACUUAACGUCAUUCAUCCCACAAUCUAUCUUGAAAGUCGCUAAGGCGAGACGUCUAGUAUGGUCGAGACUUAGCAUGAUUCGACAGGCUUUGCCAUAUAAAGCCAGCGACAGCUUGUUGCGGCUUGUUAAAACAGUGUGGUCGGAGUAUGACAAGGCGUCAUCAGAUACGUCUACGAAGCAUUGGUUCAAGAUAUUGAGCCAGACUGGGAUAGAUAUGCCUCUGUAA